Molecule: messenger RNA, 988 nt
Organism: Triticum aestivum (bread wheat)
Lineage: Eukaryota; Viridiplantae; Streptophyta; Magnoliopsida; Poales; Poaceae
Product: protein TIFY 11a-like
Exons: 1
Coding region: 240-767 (175 amino acids)
Biological process (GO): response to wounding; regulation of jasmonic acid mediated signaling pathway; regulation of defense response
Cellular component (GO): nucleus
Source: RefSeq, a predicted model, not a curated record
ACUGCAUGGCAACCAACUCCUCGUCUCGUCCCGUCUCGUCUCCACCUCCCCUGCCUCCUGCCGCGUCCAUCUAUAUAACACGGGGUCCACGAACUCGAUCGAUCGAACGGCGACCGCGGUUGGUGCGCAGAGCUUAGCGAACGCCAUUGAUCGCCACCGAAACCCUCCCUCUCUCUCGUCUCGGCUCGGCUCGCCUCGCCUCGCCUCGCCCACUAGCCCGCACGUCCGUCCAGGCGACGAUGCCGCCGAUGGCGACCACGACGGCGACGGCGGCUGCGGCCGACUCCGCGGCGCGCCGCUUCGCCUCGGCCUGCGGCGUGCUCAGCCAGUACGUCAGGGCGUCCGGCGUCUCGGCGCCCGGCGUGCUGGGGGCCGCCCUCCAGGAGCCCGGCUCGCCGGCGGACGGGGCGCAGGAGCUGACCAUCUUCUACGGGGGGAGGGUGGUGGUGCUCGACGGCUGCACGCCGGCCAGGGCCGCCGAGCUGAUCCGGUUCGCCGCCGCGGCGGCGGCGGCCUCGCAGGGAGCGCCCGUCGCACAGCCGCCCGCGCCGGCGUUCGUCGACAUGCCGAUCGCGAGGAAGGCGUCGCUGCAGCGGUUCCUGUCGAAGCGCAAGGACAGGUCCGCCGGCGCCGCCCCCGCCCCCGCCCCCGAGGGUCCGCCGUACGCGCAUCAUGAGGAGGAGCCGGCGCCGCCAAAGAAGAAGGGCAAGACGGAGGCUUCUUCCUGGCUUGCCCUGGGUAGCUUAGGGGACAUGCACGCGCCGUGAUAACCUCUCAACAUGCACGGCAACAUUGGUACAUCGAGCUGUGAUCAGCGGGGAAUUGAAACAACCCUUGCUUCCGUAGCACGGUGUUAUUAACGUCUAGUAGUAGUAGUAAGUACAUCAAUUCAAGCCACAUGUCGUGGCAUGCAUGCUCACUGCAGAGCGCGGUAACAUAAUCGUAACAUUCCAUCAAAAUUUAACCCAUGCACUAUGUUUCUUAAUUU